Gigantopelta aegis is the source of this 6090-nucleotide messenger RNA. RefSeq names its product coiled-coil and C2 domain-containing protein 1-like. Lineage: Eukaryota; Metazoa; Mollusca; Gastropoda; Neomphalida; Peltospiridae. Gene Ontology annotation, biological process: regulation of transcription by RNA polymerase II. The record is from RefSeq and is a predicted model, not a curated record. Gene Ontology annotation, cellular component: nucleus. Gene Ontology annotation, molecular function: DNA-binding transcription repressor activity, RNA polymerase II-specific; RNA polymerase II cis-regulatory region sequence-specific DNA binding. The coding region runs from base 88 to 3195 and encodes 1035 amino acids. The transcript is spliced from 29 exons.
AAGUAACUUUACUUCCGCGUUUAUCCUGUGAUGUUUCUUCGUAACAUCAAAUUCUGUUAAUAAUACUAGUAAUUAUAUUAUAUUAUCAUGCUUGGGGGUAAGAAGAAACCCUCUGGUGAUCCACCAAAACGAAAAGGAGCACAUCUAAUGAAUCAGAUGGGAUUGGGAAUCCCCGGCGACAUGAGCCAGAUGGAGGACAUGUAUGGGGAUCUGGAGAUGGAUGAGGAUCUGGAGGCAGAACUGGCAGCACUCACUGGGGAAUUGUCUCCACAAAAGUCCAGUGCUCGGAAAAGUAAAGGUCCUGCUGCUGUUGCCAACAUUGACAGAAUGGUGGCCGAGAGUUUGCGGGAUUUCACGAGUGAUGAGGAACUGUCAGACACUGAAGAUCCGGAUCUCCUGGCUGAGCUAAAUGAGUUGACAACAGAGGAAGCACACUCACCGUCUCCAAGUAACCAGUCUUUACCGAAGUCCACGAGUGAAAACAACCUGUCAGUGAUCGAGGAAAGGAUGUCCAUGUACUCACAAGCGUUUGCUAAUGCCAAGGCUGCAGGAGACAGCUCAAAGCAGAGACGACUCGACAGAGGCAUAAAGACUCUGAAUGAACUGUUGAAGAAAGCCCAGAGUGGUCGGUUUGUUGAAGAAAGUGAUAUCCCUCCAGCUGUAGCAGUGAGUUCGGCCACCCCAUCUCCCUUACACACACCACACACAGAGCAACCCCCGGAGCCUCACGUUUCACCUGUUAAAAGACCUCCAGAACCUUCAUCAGUUCAGUCAUCAGUUUCUCCAAGCCCUCCCAAAGUGCCUGCCCCAGUGCUGCAUCCUGUGAGUGUUCCUCCCUCAGCCAAGGCACCAACACCUGAACCAAGGACAGGUCAUGUUACCACUGACUCCUCUCACACUGCAGCAGCAACACCGGCCACUCCAUCAUCAGAGAAAACCAGCGGAUCUCUCUCAUCAUCAGAUUCUGAAACCCGCAAGAUGUUAGUAACACGUCGAGACCAGUAUAGACAUGCAGCUGUUGAGGCAAAGAAAAAUAAUGAUAUGAAAACUGCAGCUAAAUAUGUCAAGAUAUUAAAGCAAUUUGAUGGUGUAAUACAAGCUGUGGAAGAAGGAAACCCUAUUGAUCUGUCAAAGAUGCCUCCCCCUCCCCCUGGCGUUGGUGGUGCACCAUCAAUGGCAAAGGAAGUUGCUGCUCCUUCACAACCCAGAGUUGAAGGAUCAGCUCGCCAAGGCUCUCCACCUGAAGAGUCAGAACCAGACUAUAUGCCACCAGCACCUACUGCUGAAGAAGAGAAAAAGAUAUUUAAUGCCCCUGAUGCACCAAAGUCCGUAGAGGAAGCUUUACAGCAACGUCUUGAAAAAUACAAAUCUGUUGAAGCAGAGUCUAAGAAUGCUGGCGAAUCGGGCAAGGCCAGGAGAAUGGGAAGAAUAGUGAAGCAAUAUCAGGAUGCCAUCAAGGCCUACAAGGCUGGCAGAAAUAUUGAUUUUGAUGAAUUACCAACACCACCAGGUUAUGCUCCAAUCCCAUUUGGUUCCAAUGCUGCACGUCCUCAAACACUGGCUGCUUCUGGGCCUCAGACUGAAGGUCGAAGGUCACCUCAGCCACAGCAGAAGUCACCUCAACCUCAGCAGAGAGCGCCACAACCUCAGCAGAGAGCACCUCAACCUCCCCAAGCAAGAGCAGCACCGGUUCCAGCAGCAGCACCGGUUCCAGCAGCAGCACCAGUUCCAGCUGCCAGACCAAAGGAAUACACUGAACAACAGAUCAACAAACUGGCCUCACAAAGGAAGAGCCACUCGUCAAGAUCUCAACAGCAGGAAAUAUUCCUAAGAGAACGAUAUGCAGAGUUUAAAGAAGCAGCAUUAACUGCCAAGAAAAAUGCUGACAUUGAGCUGGCAAAGAAAUAUGUUAGACAAAUGAAGGGAUUGGAGCCCAUGAUACUAGCUUGUGAAGGUGGACUUCCAGUUGACUUGUGUCAGGUGCCACCGUCACCGAACCAGCCCAACGAGGCCGACCGGUUUAUAAUUGUCUCCCCUGAUGACUGCGUGCCGACUGGAGACAGGACGGAGGUGUUCACGAAGUUAGAAAAUGAAUUAAAGAAGCAAAUGAGGACCUGUGCAACAAACUCACAACACUUCAACAAGCUAGGUGAUGUGGCAUCUGCGUCAAGAUUUAAAAAAAUGGAAGACAAUUGUAGAAAAGAUCUUGAUGCCUUAAAAAAUGCGUUACUCCAUGGUGAUCCAGUACCAAAGUUUCACUAUGAAACAAAAAGUUAUUCUGUAGUCAGAACAAACACUGAAUUAGGAGAUGGUGAACUGGAAUUCACAGUUAUUCGGGGAAUACAAUAUCAUCUGCCAAGUGGUUUUUCAGAGAAAGAUUUGGAUACUUAUGUAAAAUUUGAACUUCCUUAUCCUAGUGACGAAGCACAAGAAAAGAAAUGUGACACUGUUAAAAAUACAAUAAAUCCAGAAUAUGAAGAAACCUUUAUUCUACACAUAGACCGCAAGGCUCGGUCAUUUGCUAGAGUGGUUGAGAGGAAAGGAAUUAAGGCAGAAGUCUUUUAUAAAAGAGGUUUUCUGAAGAGUGAUAAACUUCUUGGUACAGCGACUGUGAAACUGAUGCCUCUUGAAAACCAGUGCACACUACAUGAAAGUUUUGACCUAAUGGAUGGUCGUAAGUCUGUAGGUGGGAAGCUAGAGGUCAAAGUGCGAGUGCGAGACCCCUUCAAAAACAAGCAGGUUGAUGAAGUGAGGGAAAAAUGGCUUGUAAUAGACCAGUUUCUCAGGACACAAGCUUCUCUAAAUCAGACACAGAAUGCACAAAAAAAUUUGCAAAGACAGAAAAGUGAGGGUGCUUCAUCAAUGGAAGUUUUGAGAUACGAGAAACAGCAGCUUGAUAAACAGAUUGCUGCUUUGAAAGACAGUUUGAGUUUGACCCAGAUGCAGACACUGAAGCACAAAAGCAGCUUGUUGCAGGAGAAGAUAGAUUUGCAGCAGAAGAAACUUCGCGAAGGAGGCAUGGAAACUUGGAAAGCUUACGUGGCCGUGGUGCGUGAAGAAGUGCCAAGUUAUGAAACUGAGGCUCACCAGUAUGCCAAGUUAGGAGACAUGCAAAAGGCUCAGAUUUACUUGACAAAAAAGAAAAUGGCAGAAAAAGAGUUGGCUGCAAUAAAGCAAAAGUUUCCAGAUAUCUGACCACUUGUACUGAUGGAAGAAAACCAACAACAGAAAUAUUUGUUGUGAUGCAAGCUUAAGCACCAAAAUACAGUUCUAGUGUUUAUCAUACGGCAUGAUAGUUGGUAUGGGCAGUGGGGUCUUGUGAUUUUAGAUUCAGCUUUUCUACGUGAAAAACUAAAUACAUUACAGCAGGCUUAUUUUUUUCUUCUUAUUUUUAAAAAGAUUCUGCUGGAAUCGAAAAAUAUAUGUAAUACGCUUCCGACUCAAAUUCUGGGAUUUGUGGAGCACAGAACUGUGCUAAAAUUGCAGCCUGCUUUUACAGCUAAGAUGCUUAAGUAUCUCCAAUCAGAAACUGAGUGAAUCAUAUACUUGGAAAGUUUGACAUCUAUGACCUCAAAUGUAAAUGUUUAUUUAUGGUUAUGUAUGGUUAUUUCAAGAAUAAGAAAGUAAGUUGUGAUAAUAAGAACAUGGUUUAAUGGAAUAUCAAUACCAAAACAACAUAAUGUACGUGUUGUGUUUUAACCAUUUAAAGAUCUAAUGUUGUUUUAUUGUUUUUGUUUUGAUGAACUAGAUUUACCUACAUGCAGUUUAAUAAUCUUAUCAUAGGUAACACACAAAUCCUCUUGUUACAUUUCAUUUUUUUUAAAUAUGAAUAAUAAUUGAAAGAGGAACAAAGUGCAAUAUUUGAUGUUUCUUCUCAACUACAUGUGUAUGUAAAUAUUUAUUGAAAUGCAUAAAUAUGCAUUUUAAUUUUUUGUGACAUUGUGCAUACAGCAAGUGUUUUUAAUAAUCACAUUUAUAUCGAUGAAGUUGUGGCAUAUCAACAGAGUUUGUCAGAGUAACAUUGUUAGCAAAAGUCUAAGGAUCAAGUAUAUGAUACUCUACAACUUCGGUGUUGACUGUUUAAGGAGGGCCAUAGUCAGAUUUUUCCACAGGCCAUUUCUGUUCCUCGUCACAUCACUGCAACUACCCGGUAUCAUUGAUUUAAAAUGUUUAUAAGUGUAGCAUCAGAAAAAACAAAAUCCUGUCCUGGAUUAAGGAGCUGGCAGAAGUCGACACCUGUACCCAUGACAGGUGUGCACUACAACAGCUUGCUCUGAAUGUGCACAUAAAACCAUCUAACCUGACUUCAGCAUCAGAAUUCAGACUGGAGACAACAGGUACAAGUUUGACCAUAAGUCAUAACAUUACAGACAUGUACCGUAUAUAUAGGUAUAACUCUAGGUUCCGUGGAGCCACAUGCAGAAAGUGUUUUAGUGGUGUUUGAUGCCUCAUCUCUUAGCACCAACAUGAAGUCUUGAGUCCAGACUUAAAGGUUUACGGACAUGGGUCCAGAAUUGUCUCUGUAAACAGUAGAUUGAAUAUCUGAAGUAGCAGGAGAAUGGAACUUUCAGAAGAAACCUGCAGAUGAAUGUGUCGAGAUGAGGAAUUGUUCAAGUUAGAUCUUCACUUUGUGGAAGAAAUUACAGACAUCAAAAUAUCAAAGAAAAACGAAAAACAGGGCAUUCUAUUUUUGUUGCAGUUUUAUGAGACAACUCCCUGUUUCAAGAACUUGAAAGCAAGGCAUCACUUUUGAGACAGUUGUCUACCCUUUGAAAUGAGCUAGUAACUAGUGCUAUGAGCAGAAUGUAAAUUGAAGUUGAAUUUAGGAUUUUUCUAGGGAGGGCACCUACAGUAUUUAGUGAGGGGAUGCAACAUUUCAGAAGGGCACUGGCACUAUUCAAAAGUACACUAACAUGCAUUGUAUAUGGCAAUACUCCCCAAAACACCAAGACAACUAAGAUAUUUGAUGUGCCCCACUAAACAUAAAUAAAUUUAUUGUAUUCAUUUACUACACACUGGAUUGUUUGGGCACUUCAAAAUCAGGUACGGGGGAGUGUUCAGCCACAGCACCCUCCCUGUGGGUCCAUGCAUGAAAUAUACUUUUGUUCAUAAGUUACCAAAGAUGUAAUUUAGAAAAUCUGCAUGUUUAAUAAGCCUUUUAUCAUAUAUGGUUUGGGUAACUUAGAUAACCUGACUUUGGCUAUACGUUUUUAGUAUUUAAAAAAUAUAUAUCCACAUUGAUUUUUUUUUUUUUGCCCAUUGAAAGGUGUUGCAUGAUACGUAGUAACCUUUUAAUAAUUUUUGUACAAAUUGUACCAGUGGCAAAAACUAGAUCUGUUUGCAGUGGGAGUUUUUAAUGACACAGAAUUAUUUUUAUAUACAGUGAAACUUCUCAAAACCGGACUCUCUAUAAACCAGAAUUCCCUUAAAACCGGACAUUUUUCAUGGUCCUUUUUAAAAAAUCAGUAAAAAACUUAACCUCUCUAAACCGGAUACCUCUUAAAACCAGACAUUUUACUUGGUACCGAGGGUGUCCGGUUUAGAGGGGUUUCACUGUAUAUAAUAAUACUUGUAUAGCUUCAUCUUUCAUUCAUUAAUGACUGGUAGUCCCAUGGUCAUCCUGUGGUAGUGUGAAUUGAAAUAAACCAACCCUUGUUACUUAUUGACAUUUGAUUGUUUGUUUACUGUUAUUAUGUCCAUAAUGUAAUUUGCUGCAUUGGGCAUCUCCAGGAAGUUUUGAAAGGGGUUAGUUUAUAUAAUGAAUGAAUACAUUAUAUGGUUAAUAUUUAAUUUUUUCAAAGCAAAUUUUGGCAAAAGAUGUGGGAGGAAAAGACAAUUGCCAGAAGGUGUUUCAUUUACACCUGUGGACCCUCCCUAAUGACAUGCCUUGUAGAAUAUUAUGAUGUUAGUUUUUUAUGUUUUCUAUUUAUGAUUCUAUGAAAUACUAUUAGCUAUUGAAUGGCAUGUUGAAUUGUUUGCUUUGUGUUUGUUAUUACAUUGCUGUACCUCAUGCCAAUAGUUAUAAUUACAUAUAAUAUGUAAUUAAAAUUUUAAAAAACCUUAGCAAAUAAAUCAUGUACAUUCCUAAAA